Molecule: messenger RNA, 2297 nt
Organism: Linum trigynum
Lineage: Eukaryota; Viridiplantae; Streptophyta; Magnoliopsida; Malpighiales; Linaceae
Source: the annotation of a GenBank genome assembly
CUUGUGCAUGAAUAGCACCGCCAUGGGUCAUUUUCAUUGGGGAUACUGAAAGUACCUUGAAAAAUAUGUAGUUUUAGAUGUCAGGGAGAACAAAUCCAGCUACACGAUGCUGUUCGAUGGGGAGACUUUAUGCUGCUGUGUAAUGAAAGCAUGUUUUAGUAGUUUUUGGGGCAUGUCUAUAUGCGUCUUAUGAAUCAAUGAUAAUGUGUGAGCCUGUGUGUUUGUGUAUAUAUUUGGCAGUGGUGACGCAAUCAGAAGGUUUCAGACAUUUGGAGCGGAGCUGCCCGGCAUUAGUGUGCGAGUUGUUGAAGACACUUGCCUCAGCUGAUGAGAACUCAAACAUGCAUCCUAGUAGGAAGAGAGGCGGCACCAGCAUAUACAGCUUAGACAUUGCUGCAGCAGGGGGAGCUGCAGAUGAUGGGGCUAUGGCAGAAUCUAGUAAUCCGAACAUGAGGCGGGUGAGAAGGCGGUUCUAGGCGUACAUGUAUGCCACUUAUAUAUAUAGCUUAAAUUGGGGACAGUGUGGAGAUUGUGAGAUUCCUUCAACUGACUGGCAUUGGUACUUUAACUAGGGUUGCUGGGUUUCUUUGUAGUGUGUUGUAAGUUUGUGGCCUGGGGUGGUUCAUCUCUUUGACUACGAGCUUGUUAGGAGGAAAAAGAUUGAUUUUUUUUUUUUGCUUUUGUUUCUAGCAUCUCGUUGCCGAUCAUGUUGCUUUUUGAGCCAAGAUAUGUGGAAUUGUAGCAGCAAGACAAUGCCUUGUAAUGUAACUUGUUAUUAGUCGUCUAAUACUGAAGAGGCCCUCUGGUGCAAUCUAAUCCAUCGUCCUCUCAGUGGGUUGACACUUGACAGACGAAAGGAAAAUAAAGCCUGUAGCGCCAGCCCGGUGGUUUGAGCAGAAGAAGCCAUGUCGACUCCUUUUGGGAUUAGGAAUUGGUGCACAUUGAUAUCAAAUAAUGAGUCCAAGUCCGCAGAGGAGAAGGAUUACUUGCCUGUCAUGGUGGGUCAGUCGGAGCCGGAGAAGCAUCCAUGGCGUAGUUGCGCCUCCAAGUCGGUGGUCGAGACAGUGACGGGGUCGCACAAGUUCAUUGUAGAGGGUUAUUCUUUGAUGAAAGGCAUGGGAACUGAUAACGACGAUGGUGGUACGGGCAUUCAUGCCUUGAUUGAUUUGAGAUUCUUGGAUAAGAGUGAGAAAGAGGGGCAUCAUGGACGGGAAACAGUGCAGCGCGGCGUGCCUGAGACUAUCAAGAAAGGACGCCUCUGGGGUUAUAUAUGCUCGGAAGCAGUGCUAGCAAGAAGGAAGUAUCUGCACAAAGAUUGCAUCGUCAUUGAAGGAACGGUCGGAGUUGUUACAACUCGCCAUGAACAAGUUGAAGGGGCCAAACAAGACGAUUCCAUUACUGUACCCGACUUCAACCUGGGGAACGGUUUCAAGGAACUGCUGGAAUCAGAAGUUGGUUGGGACGUAGUGUUCCGGGUUGGUGAUGAAACAUUCAGAGCUCAUAAGUCGAUCCUUGCUGCGCGAUCACCUUUAUUCAGAGCCCAGUUCUUCGGGUUAGCCAGGGAUCCUUACCCGAAUGAAGUUAUAGUGGAUGAUGUCCAUCCCUCCAUCUUCAAGGCGAUGCUGCUAUUUAUAUACACAGACGAACUUCCUGAUGUGCAUGAUACAACAAGCUCAUCGCGUUCGUCCACGUCGGAGGCUACCAACACGAUGCAGCAUCUGUUGGUUGCAGCUGACAUGUACAACUUGGACCGGUUGAAGGUGUUCUGCGAAUCUAAGUUAUCCGAGGAGAUCACCGCCCUAUCAGUGGCCACGACACUAGCAUUGGCCGAGCAGCAUUAUUGUGCGCAGCUCAAAGCUGUCUGCUUGAAAUUUGCAGUACAUCCACCAAACCUGAGAGUGAUGAUGCAGUCAGAAGGUUUCAAACAUCUGGAGGAGAGCUGCCCGACAUUGUUGCGCGAGUUGCUGAAGACAGUUGCAUCAACGGAUGAGGAUAGGGUUAUGGCAGAGUCUAUAAAUCCAAACAAGAGGCUUGCGAGGAAGCGUUUCUGGUUCAGGAGAAGGCAUGCAUAAUAUACAUAAAACUAAAACUAAUGUAGAGAAGGUGAGAAGUUAGGGAUUUGGGAGAUCCGAUCCCUUCAACUAACUGGUUUUAUUAAUUAACCAGGUUGUGGCAGUGUGUAGUUUGUUGUAAGUUCGAGGCCCGGGGCAGCUAUCUCCAUUCUUUGAGGCUAUGAGUUUUUUUAGGAAGUUGUAGGAGGUGGAAAAGUGGAUUGGGAAGAAAGGUUUUUUUUUUUG